Messenger RNA from Osmerus eperlanus (European smelt), 1437 nucleotides. RefSeq names its product GTPase IMAP family member 9-like. The transcript is spliced from 2 exons. The record is from RefSeq and is a predicted model, not a curated record. Bases 38 to 1066 code for a protein of 342 amino acids. Gene Ontology annotation, molecular function: GTP binding. Lineage: Eukaryota; Metazoa; Chordata; Actinopteri; Osmeriformes; Osmeridae.
ACUUGUCUGGGCACUUGUCUACCAUAUCUACUUCAAUAUGGACAGCAAACAUGCACAGCCUGAGACAGAGUUGGAUAACAUUAGAAUUGUGCUAGUGGGGAAGACUGGAGUUGGGAAGAGUGCAACAGCAAACACUAUCCUGGGGAGAAAAGUUUUUGAAGCCAAGCGAUCACCAUCCUCUGUCACAUCACUCUGUGGUAAGAAUUGUGGAGAGGUGGAUGGAAAAAUGGUUUCUGUGGUUGACACUCCAGGGUUGUUUGAUACCAAAGAUGAAGAUAAAAUAGUAACAGAGAUCAAGAAGUGCAUCUCUUUCUCAGCUCCCGGUCCCCAUGCCUUUCUGGUCGUUAUCAGUUUGGCAGACAGAUACACAAACCAGGAAAAAGAAACUGUGAAAAUCAUCCAGAAAACCUUUGGUAUUGACGCAGAAAAAUACACAAUAGCACUGUUUACCCAUGAGGACAUACUGGACGAUGUAUCUAUUGAAAAGUAUCUGGAUGAGAAUGCAGACCUUCAAGGUUUCAUAAAGACAUGUAAGGGAGGAUACUAUGUCUUGAACAACAAAAGCAAGAAUCCCACUCAGGUCACCGAACUACUGAAGAAGAUAAAUAACAUGGUCUGUAACAAUGCAGGAAGCUACUACACUAAUGGAAAUUUCCAAGAGGCUGAAAGAGCGAUUGAAGAGGAGAAAGAAAAGAUUCUGAGAGAGAAUGCAGAGCAGAGAAAUAGAGAGAUAGAGGAGUUGCAUGAGAAAUACCAGGGUGUGCUACUCAAGCAGUGCAUAGAGGAGGUUCAGCAGCAACAUGAGAAUGAAGCUAGGGCGACUGCAGAAAAAUUCAAUGAUUACAUCAAGAAAGUAGCAAUUGGUACAUAUGCUCUUGUUGGAGCAGCAAUUGGAGCAGUGGGGGGUCCAUUGGGAGCUGUACUUGGAGCUGGCAUUGGAGCUGCUGCUGCAAAUGUAUCUGUUAAACUUUUGUUCUUGUUUUGUUUUGACUGUUUUAAUUGGUAUGAUUGGUUUGAUUUGAUCGAAUUGUGUAGAACACUGGGGCUCAAAGUUGUUCAUAGUUAAUAAUAUUCAUGUUAUUCAAUACCUUUAUUGAUAAAAUAUUAAAGAAGUGGUAGCAAUAGAUCAGUAUUCACUUCUUCCUACUUCGUACUUUUCGGACAUUAAAUAUUUGUUGAUGUUUAUUGAGAGUUUGAUGUAUACGUUUAUUGUUAUUCUUGUUUUGCAGAAAUCCCAAAUCGAAAAUAAUACGUCUAUAUUUUUGAGCUACAUUUAAAUUUGGAUUCAGUCAAUCUUAGAAAUCUAGAACAGAACUGUGACACAAGACCAAAUGAGAAUGUGCCGUGAGUGUGUCACCUCAAAUGAUUUGUUUAUAUUUCAGACUUGGUAUGCAACAUUUUCACUUGAAAUGCACAUUAAAUUCUUCAUUAAACUUG